AUGAGAAAUCCAUCGAGUCCCCGUAUUGGCUGGUACGGCCUAGGAUCUAUGGGCCGACCCAUGGCCGAAAACCUGCAACAAUAUCUCGCAAAUUAUGAACAACCAAACCUGACCUACUAUAAUCGCACCAUGUCGACGGGCGCAGAUUUAGAAGCUCUCGGCGCGGUGCCUGCAUACAGCUAUGGUGAUUUGGUAGCAAAUUGUGACCUGAUCUUCACAAUGGUGGCAAAUGAUGGUGUACUGCAAGACCUAAUGCGAGGCGUCGCCAACGACGGUCAAAUACAAGGGAAAGUGUUUGUCGACUGCUCCACAGUCCACCCCGAUACGGCUGCGAACGUGUCCGAGCUUCUUGCCAUGAAUGGAGGGAGGUUUCUUUCCGCGCCGGUAUUUGGUGGACCAGCGAUUGCUUCAUCUGGAAAGCUUGUCUUUGCGAUCGGUGGACCUAGCGAGAAUGUCGAAACGGUCAAGGGAUACAUUCUCGACGUCAUGGGACGGAAGAUCAUCGACUGUGGAGAGAAGGCGCAGAAUGCGGCCCUUCUAAAAGUCGGAGGAAAUAUCAUCACGCUCAAUCUCAUGGAAGCAGUUGGGGAGGCACAUGUGUUCGCGGAGAAAACGGGGCUCGGCGAUGCUGCCAUGCAGGAGUUGAUAUCGGAGUCAUUCGGGGCCGUGGCGGGCGGAUAUUCGCAGCGGUUAACCAGUGGGAUAUAUGCCCCCCCGCUCGACACACGGCCAGGCUUUGGCGUGUCCCUGGCGAUCAAAGACGCAGCGCAUGCACUGUCUAUUGCCAGUCAGAAUAACGUGAAGCUGCCCGGAUUAGAAGUGGCCGAUCGGAACAUGCAAGCAGCUCGGAAAUACGCCGGUGAAUGUCUGGACAGUAGCUCAAUGUAUGGCACACUCCGGAGAGAGGCCGGAGAGACGUUUUGGAAUGAAUCAAGUCGACAAGGAGGGAAAUAA
Aspergillus steynii IBT 23096 is the source of this 954-nucleotide messenger RNA. RefSeq names its product NAD(P)-dependent oxidoreductase. The transcript has 5 exons. Bases 1 to 954 code for a protein of 317 amino acids. The record is from RefSeq and is a predicted model, not a curated record. Gene Ontology annotation, molecular function: NAD binding; NADP binding; oxidoreductase activity, acting on the CH-OH group of donors, NAD or NADP as acceptor. Lineage: Eukaryota; Fungi; Ascomycota; Eurotiomycetes; Eurotiales; Aspergillaceae.